Molecule: messenger RNA, 4498 nt
Organism: Cadophora gregata
Lineage: Eukaryota; Fungi; Ascomycota; Leotiomycetes; Helotiales; Ploettnerulaceae
Exons: 3
Coding region: 188-2257 (689 amino acids)
Source: RefSeq, a predicted model, not a curated record
CAGCACCCUCACCGAACUGUACAUGGCCAUAGCCACCUCUCUAUUCAUUAAUUCAAAUACGACUAUGGCCUUAUAAUUAUAGUCGCCCAACUGGUAUUGUUGUAAGAAUGGCCGGCUGAACAGCGCAUAGAGUGAAAUCGAGUUGCGAGAAAUAUUGGCGACAGCCAGCUGAAAACCUCGCCUUCCCAUGGCUUCGCAAUUAUCCUUCAAUUGCGACUCUGCUUCCCAGGGAACUGUGUACGACAUUCUUUGCGAUGCUUGCGAAGACUUCCUUGGAAGACCUGAGGUAGCUGUGAGCUCCAUGGUCACGAGGACCCGUGCCUAUCAUUGGCCUCCAGGUCACAAUGUUCCUGCAGCAAAAAUCCACUCCACAUUCGCCAAUAUGAAAACAUCCUCUCAAAACGGCUGCCACAUGUGCACACUGAUUCUCGCAUCUUUUGGGUCUCAAGAUGACUGCACAAUACCAGAUACCUGUCUGAUAUUGGCAAAGCUGUGGCGUUUUCCAGACAGCAUGGGCCAAAACAUGGCUAGUGUAGCUGUAUGGCCGACCGGAGUUCGCGACAACUCUGACUUGAAUGGCUUCUUCAGGAAGUUUUUUAUAUCGCAUCUCAACAUCAGAGAAAAGAACAACAUCCUUGCCAGACGGGCAAGAUCAUCCACGAAGAUUGGAACGAGACCUCUCAGCCAGGUUAAGUCGUGGCUAGUAGCUUGUUGCAAAUAUCAUUCCACAUGCAAAAAUUCCUGGACUCUCGUAUCGGAGCAACGAAAAAUGCCGACACGACUCCUCGAAAUUGCUCAGUCAAGUGGAGAUUGGAAAUUGCGUAUCAUAUACGGCUCUAGAAUCCCUAUAGAUUCAGAGUAUGCGACCUUGAGCCACUGUUGGGGCACUUCGAACAAGAUUCGUCUCACAUCUGAAAAUCAUCAUGUAUACACAGACAAUUUACCAUUCGAAUGUCUUCCACGGACUUUUCAGGACGCAGUCGAGUUAACCUUUUCCCUAGGACUCAGAUUUCUUUGGAUUGACUCGAUCUGCAUUAUACAGAACUCCAAGGAUGACUGGAUAUCUGAAUCGUCAAUGAUGGGUAGCGUCUAUGCUCAAGGAUAUCUCAACAUCGCGGCGACAUAUUCUCACAGUGGUGAUGGGGGACUCUUCAACCAGUCGAGUUCGCUAUCGGGCAGCCCAUGUACUAUCCGAAUGACCGACAGUGAUGACUCAAUAUCAGAGGCCAUUUUCUACCAAGACAGUGUCUGGGAGCGUGAAGUUGAAAACGCACCUCUUGGAAAGCGAGCAUGGGUCGUGCAAGAGCGAAUUCUUGCUCCAAGGGUUGUACAUUUCUCCUCGAACCAAAUUCUGUGGGAAUGUUGCCAAGAGCGAGCAGCUGAGUUACUGCCUGCAGAUGCUGUGAAUGAAGAUGGCGAACUGAAGAAGGUUGCUCCGUAUCCAGCGACCAAUGAAGCCCAAGAUCCUGACCGUAUUUGGGUGCAUAGGAACUGGGCCUCUCUCGUCGAGAAAUACUCGUCUUGCUCACUUACUGUCCAAUCAGACAAAUUAGUUGCCAUCUCUGGUCUCGCACGUCGGGUAUGUGGUCAGCUUGGACUCACACCACAAGAUUACAUAGCAGGGCUUUGGAAAUCGAACCUGAUAUAUGGCCUACUGUAUAGAGUUGAGCGCGACAGCGCCAUCAUACCAAGCAGGUUUUCUGAUAGAGCACCAUCCUGGUCCUGGGCAUCUGUCUAUGGCGUUAUCACGUUCUUCCCGCAAGAUUAUGGUAACCUAGCACAAUGGCCAUACACUACUGUUGUUAGUGCACACAUAGACCAUAACGGAGAUCCUUACGGACAGUUGAAAGGCGGCUCUAUUCAGCUUCGAGGGCCACUGUCUGAGAUCCCCUUAGACACUAGUCUGUCUGAAAUGCCAAAGCGAUCGGCAGAUGAGGAGUCAAGUACCUUCACUGCCAGUGCAUCUGACAUUUUCUUAGAUGAGUCGAACUCUGAACGAGUAGCUCGGCUCAACCGAAUUUAUUUCCUCCUCCUGAUUGCAGAAUUCAACUUCGAUGAGCCAGCGGAAGUUCAUGGUCUUCUACUUUGUCCAACCGGGCUCAAGAAAGGGCAGUUCGAGCGCAUUGGAGUUCUAUUAUACGGUCAAGCGGGAAAUUUUGAUUUUUCUCUGAAAAAUGCCAAGGAUCCUGCGAAGCUGGACGAGAAGUUGUACCUGGAUGCUGACACUGAGAAAGGUUUCACAAUCGAAAUAACUUGACACACUAGAAUGGGAUGGCAGCAAAUGCGUUAGGAAUUUGAUGGCCUUUCAGCAUCUCCUCUUUGCUGGCUGGCCGAUCAGAACUAGCAGUGAAUGGGAUAUAGUACAGACACCGUGGUAAUGGAAUUUCAAAGACCGAGCUCCAGACUGAAGAAUCUCAGGAUCCUCACAACUCCUUCUUCGCUUCAGCCACCUCCUUGGCCCGACUCGCAUCUUUCUCCUCUUUGCCCUUCCCCAUUCUCUGAACACCAACGCCAUGAGUGUACACCAAACCGCCUCCUAGGAAUGCCGCAUAUGCUACGCCACCCAGCAUCAUAAAGCUAACCAAAGUGUUGCCUCCCAUCGGCAUAUACGCCUCACGACCCCAUCUAGUCAACAUGUUGUAGAUGGCCCCAAAGAUAGCCAAGUCAUUCAAGCCCGCAUGGAUAAGUGUAGUCUUGAUGACAGGAUUCGACAGGUCAAGGCCCUUGGCUGAGAUCAUGGCAUAAGCUUCGAAGAGACCAGAAGUGAUAGCUGGGAAGGAUGUCAGGACACCUGCAACGGUGCUGACGAAGCUGAAGAGGCAGAGGUGGUAGACGACAGCGACUGGGCUGGCGGUUGAAGAGAAGAUACUAGAUAUAUUGACGGCGAGAUUGAGGAGCGACGAGGAGCUGACGCAAAUGAAUGUCAGGAUAUCGAGUCCUGACGCCGCGAGAAGGAAGGCUAUUGGGAGAUGGACGGUUGCGGGGUGAAUUGGAUGGCUAUUGAUAAGGGCGGUAUCAGGAGCAAUUUAUCGAAUCAUAUCUGUUCGCAACCUCAGCAAUUGGCCAAUCGAAUCGAAUGUUUACUGCGUGACGAGUUCUCAAUCUCGAAUUAGUUACGUCACGAGUGCUAAGCGGUGUUGCACACAAACAAAGAGAAUGGCGGGGUUGAGGCUGGAAGCUAUGCUCCGGGGGAUUGCUUUGUCGCCUCGAUUAUCUCAAUGGCAGGGAGACUACAGAUUUUCUGUCAUUAAGUCUAACAGCUAUGGAUUGAAUUCGAGGAAUUUUGGGGAAAACAUUGACAGGAACGCUAUCGGCCCAUGUGACAGCUUUUCUUACUGUCUAUUUUAUCAUUUACGCCCAUAAUUCCGUUUGUCACACUCCUUUCAUACCCCCACAACAAUCCAGCCUCUUCUGUCUUACACCCCGCCAUCAAAAUCCACGAGAUUUAUACCACGGCCAAGAACCCAGCCACAGCAGCAGCUCCCAAUCCCGCACCCAAACCAGCCUGCGCAAACUGAUUCGAUUGUGCCCCAGCACUACUCGUCGCACCAGCCACCAGACUUGAUGCCUUAGAAGCCUGCGACAAGACAGCAGACGGACUUUGCACAGCAGACGAAAGAGCUCCCGAUCCGACACCAGUGUACGUCGCCGCGAAAGAUGAUGCUUCUCCGCCAAUCUUGGAACUGAGUUUCGAUUCGACAACGUUCGCCAAGGAGGAGGUGAGGGCAGAAACGAUUGAUGCGUUGGUAGUGGAGAGGAGGGCCACCAAGCCAAGAGUGAGAGCGUGGAACUGCAUGGUGAAAGGUGAUAUGCGAGGUGAUUUGAUGUGAGUCUUGAUUUUGCUUUUUGUGGAGGUGUAGGAUGGAAAUCGACGGCCAAUUUUCCUUUCCAAGCCAAGAGCUUCCAAGCUAUUUAUCUAAAUCUUCUUUCUUUAUUCCAGCUGACAAUCUGUCGCCUCAGCCCCAUCACACCCAAGGCACAUGCCAAACAUCUUGUUCUUUGUUAACAACCUGGGAAUGUUCCAGUUUGCCAUGUUUGUUUUGAUGUUCCGGUUCGGGAAUUUCGUGCGGUCAUCGUUUUAAGCAUCAAAUACCCGCACGUCACGGAGAUCACCCACCAAUCACUUGCCCAUCUUGCAGCCGCAGCAUCGAAUUCUUGGUACAGCAUGCGCCACAAAACGAAAAACGUCCAUUCAAAUUGGGUUACUUGAAUAUGACAUGCCUAGAUUUCGGGAACUUGCUGUAAACGGAGCAAAUGGUCCUCUUUCAGCUUGUGGGAAGAAUCCAAUGUCCAAUCGGAAUAGAUUAUGAGAUCAGAUUCCUCUUGACAGCGGUAGGGGUCCAGCUGGUUUGUAUCAUUCUCGACGUACAUGGCUGCUCAAUACAAGUUUGCGGGAUGUAUUCAAUUGAAUGGAACGCAGGUUUCUUUAUUGGUGUGGCAGUACUCAAUGACGCGACCCCGUUGAUCAUACAGCUGAAUUGGUAAAUAUGGACCCAAU